Ambispora leptoticha is the source of this 1410-nucleotide messenger RNA. The record is from the annotation of a GenBank genome assembly. NCBI's taxonomy places the organism in Eukaryota, Fungi, Glomeromycota, Glomeromycetes, Archaeosporales, Ambisporaceae.
AUGAAAAAGAUUAAGGUUAGGGCAUCGUCUUUGAUGAGAGCCAAUGAAAAAGUGAAAUGUAAAUUUCGACGAAUUUUUAAAAAAAUUUUCGAGAUUGUUCCAUACAGACCCGAAACUGAAUCCAAAACUGUCUAUGGGAUAAAGUUACUUUUUAUGUGUACGGUGUAUGCUGUUUGUCUUUUCUACCUUGUGAUUCUAUCAUUCGAUAUUAAAAACGAGAAUCCACACCUUCAGACAUACAAAGAUUUAUCACAAACGAUACCUGCGCCAUACCUGCACUUUUCGGCUCCAUUCGAUUUUACGCUAAGUUGCAAUUUUGUUAGAGCAGAUACUCAAGUCGCUAACGGAAAUAAUUUGUGUCAAGAUUACUUUGAUAAUAACUUGACUACAAUUAAGCCGGGAAAAGCUGCCUCAUGGAACCCGGCUCAACUCUCAAAUAAUUCGGACGUUGGCGUACAAUUUGGCCCUAAUAAAAUUUUUGGAAUAAUAGUGGAAGUGUAUCGAAGCAAAAAUUCUAGCAACACCUUGAAUAAUCAAACAAAUUCUAUCUGGAAUACGAAUAUGUGGGUUAAAAUUGAUGAUUCAGAAUUUUACAAAGCGAACUUCUCUCAGGAAGAUCCUAAUUCAGUUGAUGUGGUGGAAGAAGCGUUCAAAUUAGAAAAUGUGCAUUUUGUUUCGCCGGGUCAGAAACAUAUCGUGUGGUUCGAAAGGUCACAAAACAAAGAUCUUAAUAAGAUUGGAGUUUUUAAUCGAGCUGGCAUCCUCACAAAAACGAAUGACUAUUUUGUUAUUUCAUCUUCUAUGGAUGUCGUUAGUCCAGAUAAUGCAACCAAGUUUGAUCCGUAUGCGACCAUUGAAUUCUAUUAUCAGACGCGAGUGAUGAUAGUAAACGAGGAGACAAAAGAUAAAACAGUUCUUGGCUUAUUAAGUUCUAUUGGUGGUGCAUUUAGUUUAGGAGUAGCAAUCUAUGCAUUUUGUUUUGGUGCGUCGCAAAUAUCUCCCUUCGGAUGGGCUCAAGAACUGCCUUUUAUCAGAGGUCAAAUGAAGAGAAAGUUACGAGAAACGUUCAAUAAAAUUGAAGCUUUACCGUUAAUCGACGAUAUAGACAUCGAUGAACUUAAAAAUCUUGAAAGUAAAUUGAGAUCCGGUGAGAUUUCAAGUACAAGAAAUAACGAACCAAAUAAUAUCGAUAUGGUUGGUUCCAAUCAUGGCAACUCCGGGCAAAUCAGUAUUGAACUCAUUAAUAAAUUGAUAAGCCACAUUAACUUGUUGGAAAGACGAUCAUAUGCAACCGAGAUUUUAUUUCGAGAUUUUAUUGUGGACGUUGGUGAUUUUGAGGAUCUUGUAGUUACCAAAGACCAACAAAAGCAGAAAAAACAACAAGGACAGAAAACAAACGAUACCGUGUAA